Messenger RNA from Fusarium tjaetaba, 420 nucleotides. RefSeq names its product ribosomal cytosolic. The transcript is spliced from 5 exons. Gene Ontology annotation, biological process: translation. Gene Ontology annotation, cellular component: cytosolic large ribosomal subunit; ribosome. Bases 1 to 420 code for a protein of 139 amino acids. Gene Ontology annotation, molecular function: structural constituent of ribosome; large ribosomal subunit rRNA binding. Lineage: Eukaryota; Fungi; Ascomycota; Sordariomycetes; Hypocreales; Nectriaceae. The record is from RefSeq and is a predicted model, not a curated record.
AUGGCCAAGAUCUCCCGUGGUGCCCCUGGUGGCAAGCUCAAGAUGACCCUGGGUCUCCCUGUCGGAGCUGUGAUGAACUGCGCCGACAACUCAGGCGCCCGAAACCUCUACAUCAUCGCCGUCAAGGGUAUCGGCGCCCGCCUGAACCGAUUGCCCGCCGGUGGUGUCGGUGACAUGGUCAUGGCCACCGUCAAGAAGGGAAAGCCUGAGCUCCGAAAGAAGGUCCACCCCGCCGUCAUCGUCCGACAGUCCAAGCCCUGGAAGCGAUUCGACGGUGUCUUCCUGUACUUUGAGGACAACGCUGGUGUUAUCGUCAACCCCAAGGGUGAGAUGAAGGGCUCUGCCAUCACUGGCCCCGUCGGUAAGGAGGCUGCUGAGCUGUGGCCCCGUAUUGCCAGCAACUCCGGUGUCGUCAUGUAA